Molecule: messenger RNA, 748 nt
Organism: Aspergillus calidoustus
Lineage: Eukaryota; Fungi; Ascomycota; Eurotiomycetes; Eurotiales; Aspergillaceae
Source: the annotation of a GenBank genome assembly
CUGACAUGGUCCGAAAAAGCGGACGAAUAUUCUAGCACGAUCUGCCCACGGUCGUCGGAGUCUCUUCAAUCCAAGCUCCGACAAGUCAAGGAGCAUAUCAGACAGCGGGGCAAACUUCAGAUGAGGCACCUGCAGAGACGCCGAGGCAUGCUGGCAAAGGCCACUGGGGGACGACAGCAAGCGGCCGUUGUUCCAUCUCGGUCCGCUCACUGUCCUCGCUAUAUCACUACUCGGCAGAUUUACGCCGGCAUGGACGAACUCCCUUCUGCAGAGAACCGCCUGGUGUGCCGGAACAGAUUACCGGUCAACGCAAACGCAGCAUCAAGGCUCCCAGACAAGUCUAAAGGUGCGAAAAAGCCGGGUGUCCACAAUAGGAUCGAUCUUUCACCACAGAACACAAAGAAACCCACCCAAUUCCAGCUCACCCAGAGACCAACCCGCACAAACCUCGUGUGGCACAUAGUCUAUAGUCUAGCUGGCCGUCAGAGACAAGUCAGUUAAGGCCAAUUCAAGCUAGGCAAAGUGAGCAUGGUAUUUACUUCCAUCAGACUACAUAGGCUUACUGUAACGUGGUUGAUGUACUUUUAGUCGGGGUAAUGUAGGUUAGCGGCUGUAAUGGCGGCCCAAUAGAGCGUGUGCUCAGCUUAACUGACUACGUUUCCUUUGUCUAUAGAGCGGUCAUGUUAUAGUCCACCGGAGAUAAGUAUGCACUCCUGAAGCAGCUCCCCAUUUUAAUACCAUCUCGAGG